AUGGACCCUCGCCGCGUUCCCCGCACUGUCAUCGACCCCAAGGUCCGGCAGGUCGGGUUCUUCGCCCCUCCCGACAGAACCCAGUCAGGCUUGCCUGCCCCGCCGUCCUCCUCGCCGCCGGCGUCCCCCGCCGGCAACUCCCUGUCUCCCGUCAUGAUCCCGCCGCCGCGCCACGUCUCGGCCGACCUCUCCCGCCACUUCCCCCACCCACCGUCCGUCUCGCCCCUCCCCGUCGGCUCCCGCACCGCUGAUUCUUCUCUUCCCCUGGGCAGCUACAACCCGUCGGAGUUUCUGUCCCCCGCGGCUGCCGCCGAUUUUUCCGAGGAGCAGCCGUCGCCAGGGUUCAGUCGCAAGGGGAGCUUCGGGAAAUUCGCCAGCUCGCUGCCAGCUGGCGGAUUUGAUAUGGCGAUGGCCAAGCAGAUUAUUCGAAAUCUGCCCCCAGAUGGAGGGCCAAAAGCUGAAAUGCCGAAGGAUCAGAGUUCUGCUACUACAAAGCCAUUGAAGGAGAAGACAACGAAAGCUGAGAGACGGGCCAUCCAAGAGGCACAGACAGCUGCAAAGACUACAGCUAAAGGUGAACGUCAGACAGAUAAGGAUAGAAAGAAAGAUGUCCCUCAUCCUCGUAUGCAGUUUGAUGAUGCAAGCAGAGUUGAGAAAGCAAAGAAGCGUUCUGUAGUGAAACAAACUGAAGUGAAAAACAGAGUUGAACUGUUUAGGCAUUUGCCUCAGUAUGAACAUGGAACUCGGCUACCUGAGCUGGAAUCAAAAUUCUUCCAACUCGAUCCAGUUCAUCCUGCUGUUUACAAGGUUGGGCUGAGAUAUCUAUCUGGAGACAUAUCCGGGGGCAAUGCCCGUUGUAUUGCUAUGCUUCAAGCCUUUCAAGAGGCCAUCAAAGAUUACAACACACCCACAGAAAAAUCUCUGAUAAGGGACCUCACCACUAAAAUAAACGGUUAUAUCUCUUUCUUGAUCGAGUGCAGACCCCUCUCCAUCAGCAUGGGCAAUGCAAUCAAGUUCCUCAAAAACCGAAUUGCCCACUUACCUCUACCCCUUUCCGAAUCCGAAGCCAAAGCCAAUCUCACGUCUGAUAUUGAUAUUUUCAUAAGCGAAAAAAUCAUCCUAGCCGAUAAAAUGAUUGUGAAGCAUGCCGUGACCAAAAUUCGUGACAAUGAUGAUGUACUUUUAACGUACGGAUCGUCCUCUGCAGUCGAGCUGUUAUUACUGCACGCGCAUGAGCUCGGGAAAAAGUUCCGUGUGGUGAUAGUCGAUUCGCGCCCGAAGCUCGAAGGACAAAAAUUGCUCCAUAGGCUCGUGGGGAAGGGUAUUAGCUGCACGUACACGCACAUAAAUGCAGUUUCUUAUGUCAUGCAUGAAGUGACUCGGGUUUUUUUGGGGGCAUGCUCGGUUUUAUCGAAUGGGACGGUUUUCUCAAGGGUUGGCACUGCCUGUGUAGCAAUGGUGGCCCAUCAGUUUCGGGUCCCGGUUUUGGUCUGCUGUGAAGCGUACAAGUUUAAUGAAAGGGUUCAACUUGAUUCGAUUUGCUCUAAUGAGCUUGGUGAUCCUGAUGCGAUUUCGAAGGUUUCGGGAAGAAGUGAAAUCGAUUAUUUGGAUGGUUGGGCUAAUAGUGAUAACCUGCAACUCUUGAACCUGAUGUAAGUGUAUUUGACUAUUUUCUUGAUGUUGA
This is a messenger RNA of Striga asiatica, 1684 nucleotides long. The record is from the annotation of a GenBank genome assembly. NCBI's taxonomy places the organism in Eukaryota, Viridiplantae, Streptophyta, Magnoliopsida, Lamiales, Orobanchaceae.